AGUGAACGUUCAAUUCGUGAUUAUAAUCCAAAUGUAACUUCAAAUAGUGCCGAAACAUUAUCAGCUGAAGACGCCAGAGCAACUGCAAAACGAAUAUUUGAUAGUGGAAAAACGGCGGAUGCUAAUCGAGCAAAAAUACCACAAAAAGCAAACGGUGUUCACGAAAUUGAUUGUGAUGUGGGUAGUGGGGUGAACAGAGGACAUCUGAGGUAUUCGGUUCAGAACGAUGGCAGAAGUUACCAUUUGAAAGGACCAAAUGAUUGUGAAAUUCUUCUUGAAUUCAACAGAAAGGUCACUUGUUGA
Anisakis simplex (herring worm) is the source of this 303-nucleotide messenger RNA. Lineage: Eukaryota; Metazoa; Nematoda; Chromadorea; Rhabditida; Anisakidae. The record is from the annotation of a GenBank genome assembly.